AGGUGGCGCGGCCGCCGCGACCCGCCGUGUCGGGGGCGGGGCGGCAGGCGGGGCCGAUGGAUAUACAGCGAGACGCCUGCGGGCCGGGGGCGAGGCUGCCGCCUGGCCCCGGGGGCCGCGGGGGCUCUGGGUUAUUUUAUUGGCCUUUUGCAUGGAUGGCUUCAGAGAAUGCUCCAAGAACAGGGAAUGAAGUGGAAGUCAAUUGAAUUCUCUUGCGCACUACUGAGACGAAAUGAGAUUCGUGUUUGUGGCGAGUGGAAGUCAUGGCAGCGUCUAACAUGGGAGGGAAAGACGUGAACGGACAAUGUGGCGUGACUCGUUCAGGUUGCAAAUCUUCUGCCUGCUUAUGGCAGUACUGGCUAUUGUGGUACUGGUCCAUAAUUUUUUUCAGUUAGAGCACCUGGAUGAUGAUGCGGUUUCGGGAUCAAAUUGGAUAACAGAAAACAAUGUCCAGCAUUCUCUAUCACAGACAACCAAAACUAGCAGGAAGCCUUACUGUGGGUAUAAGCAGCAGGUUUUGUCCAAAAGAGAACAAGCAGAACAGGAAUCAUUGCUUGCUGCAAUACAGUGGCCAAAACCCCCUGAUGGCAAAAUUGCCUUUAUGCAGAGCACUGAUCCUGCACAUAGUGACUUUGUGAUUGUGAAACCCAGAGGGUUCUUCAAGGUGGGUGAUCAGCUGGAGGUGCUUGUUCGCAUGAAGAAUUUCCAAGGAAAACCCAAGAAGUAUGGUGGAGACUAUCUACAGGCACGAAUUCACUCGCCUCUGCUGAAAGCGGGAGCAACAGGAAAAAUUGUAGAUUGCCAUGACGGCCUUUACAAAGUAUUCUUUACCUUGCUUUGGCCAGGAGAGGUCAAAGUUUCUGUGUCACUUGUCCAUCCGAGUGAAGCGAUCCAAGUCCUCCUGCGUUUACGAGAAGAAAGGCCAGACAGGGUCUAUUUCAAAAGCUCAUUCAAGUCUGGGAGAUAUUCAGAGACCACCGAGUGCAAUGUUUGUUUGCCUGGAGACCUCCCGGUCUGUAACUUCACAGAUCUCUACACGGGUGAGCCAUGGUUCUGUUAUAAGCCCCGAAAACUGUCCUGUGCCAGCCGAAUCAGCCAUGCUAAGGGUGGGUAUCAAAAAGGUCUUCUGACACAAGGAGAAAGCCUCUUUUUCCAAAGUGAUGUGAACAUCAAAAGGCCAAUACUCUCCAGUGGACCUGAUUCAGUGAUGGUAAAGCCCAAGGCAUUUACAGAUUCAAGCAGUAUGGACAGAGCUGAAGAUCCCACAGUUUCCCCUUCUGGUUAUUAUUAUGAAGACCAGUGGAGGUCCAGAACACAGUGGAUCCAUCAUUUUAACAAGUCAGAUGAUAUAACCACGUGCUUACAAGGAAAAGUAGUCCACUUGUUUGGAGACUCUACAAUAAGACAGUGGUUUGAAUAUCUGACAGAAUUUGUUCCAGAUCUAGUGGAAUUUAACCUGGGGAGUCCUAAGAACGUGGGCCCUUUCAUGUCUGUGGACCUGAAGCACAAUAUCCUACUGAAGUUCCGCUGUCACGGGCCACCCAUUCGCUUUUCAACAGUCUUCAGCAGCGAACUGCGCUACAUUGCCAACGAACUGAACGGCAUUGUGGGUGGGCGAAACACGGUGGUCGCCAUAACUAUAUGGUCCCACUUCAGCACUUUCCCUGUGGAAGUGUACAUCCAGCGGCUGAGGAACAUUCGGAGAUCGGUUAUUCAACUGCUGGAUCGCAGCCCCAAGACUUUAAUCGUCAUCAGAACCGCUAAUGUUCAGGAGCUUGGGCCAGAAGUGAGCCUCUUUAACAGUGACUGGUAUUCCUUUCAGCUCGACUCUAUCAUGAGGAAAAUGUUCUCAGGAAUUGCUGUGCACUUUGUGGAUGCUUGGGAGAUGUCUCUGGCUCAUUACUUGCCACAUAACUUGCACCCAAAAGAAGUCAUUGUUAAGAAUCAAAUAGAUGUAUUUUUAUCUUAUGUGUGCCCUCUGCAAACUUAGCACAAGUGGUUAUCCCUAUGUUAUCUUUCUCUAUAGCUGCAGUUAAGUUGCUCUUUGUCAGAGCUAUCAGAUUAUGCUGGGUGGUGUGGAAGAACUCUGGUUAUUGUACUUGCAUACAGUAUAAGUGGGGUGGCCUUAACUCUGGGUAGCUGUGAAGUGUGGUAAAGAGGAGCUGACUGUUCAGGCCAUAUCUUCCUACGGAGUUGAUUCCUUUCAACCUUAUCGUUCAUAUCUGAGAUUAUUAGAGAGCACCUUAAAUUAAAUUGACAGAAUUCAGUAAGAAAUUAUGUGGGUUAUUAGCUUUACUAUUUGUCUGCACUGUGUGUGUGUAAUUUAAUCCAUACAGCACCAAUUCUGCUGCUCAGAACUGUGUAUGAAACCUGGGAAAGAUUUCUGGGAGCAGUCUUUCUUUCAGCAUUCCAGAGUUUGAGGGAGAUCCCCUCCAGCUGUGUGUCAGAGAAGCACAGUGUCUGUUCUUAUUUCAAAGUCCUAAUCAGAAAUAUGAAGGGGGUGUACCAAAAUCACUAAUAUCAAGCAAGGAAGCACAAUAAAAAUAUCUAUAGCAUUAAGUCAUCAAGAAUUUGCUGAAAUUUAUUAGAGUACACUAGGUAGGCAUCCUUGGUGUUUACAGAUAGCUGCUAAAUAAUGCAAAUAGACGGCAUUAUAGUUUGGUUUCCUGUACUACUGAAUCUCUUUGAGCUUUGAUACAUUGUCUACUUCUUGUUUUAUCUGUCAUGCAGAAAUGUGUAUAUUAUGACCUCAGUGAAGACACUGUCUCAGGCAGCUUCUGCAAGUUUAAGUUGCAGGCUUGUCUACUUUAAGCUUGAAAUAACUAAUGAAAGGGUUUCCAUUAGAUAAAGCUAUUCCGUUAUGCUCCUGCAAAGCUGAGCUUCUGACAACUACUCUUGUGCAUCAUUCGUACGUUGCAUCUGUACAGAGAAGCCAAGUGACCUGGAUGUGCCUGAUGAUGUUUGGCAAUGGGUAACAGUGACUGGCACAUACCAGUCUCAGGGACUUGCGAUGAUGCCACUUCUGUGUUUGGCAGUUUUAUCACUUAUUCAUGAGCUUUGCUGCUGCCAAUACAAAAAUGUCAAAAAAUUCACACCCAAAAGCCAAAGGCACACAGGGUUACCCUUCGUGCAGGUACUUGGUACGUGUUUGCAGUUUUGCUUGUGUGAAAGCUGGUGGCUCUUGGGCCUCUUGGUGUGGCAUUUUCUGCUGCUAAUUUGAUGGAGCCUGUCUAUAUUUUAAGUAGUGGCACUCUGAAAACAAAGUUUUGAUUAAAUUCAGCCCACAAAUUAAACAUGAGAGAAGCAUUCUGUGUCAUCUUAAAUAAGUAUGUCUCACUCAGGCCAACAGUGUAGUCUUUACCUGUGCCUUUACUGAGAAAUGUGUCAAAACAGGAGUGGAGUGCUUCUGAAGCAGCUUGUCAUGCUUAAGGAGAACAUGGAAGUUGAGACUUUGAGUAAACCUAGAAGAUUAAAAAUUAGUAAGGCAUACUGGUAGGUCGCACAGCAUGGAAUAAUGGAAAUGUCUUAAUAUUAGAGAUGUUUUACUCUUUGCCAGGUUUGCUACUAUGUUAGGAAGAUUGUGCUCUUAUUGCUGGAGCCCCAAGAGGGCUAAUGCUACCAGCUACAGAAACAGUAGUUUUUGUUUUGUUCAUUUUAAAAGACAACUGUGAAGUGUUUUAAAAACAAAUGCUAAUGCUUUUAGCACGUAAAAGUUGGCAGGAGCAUCCAUCUAUAAACUUACCGACUUUAAAGUGUUUAAAAAUGACCGAGGGAGUCGUGUACACUGAAAUAGCGUUUAUUCUUAGCUUUUCAAAUGAGAAUUAAGGAAGUCCGAUUUGCCAGUUUCUACUGACAACAGCCUCACAUAGUAUCUGCCCAUACAUUAGCUUUAGGUUACUAUUUCUUACUUUAAUAUGUGAAUGGCAAUUUAUCCUCUGCUAAAAAGAGACCACACCAAUUCAGGUGUGGGAAGGUAAACCACUGCAAUGCAAAAUGACCUUUCAUCUUUUCCAAGUGUGUUUUUUAAAAUAGGUAGAGUGUAAGGCUUUCAUCCUGAAUAACAAAUCUAUCCAAAUAAUGUUAAUGAAAAUAAGACUUCAAACUUUUACCUUGAAGGAAACUACUUAAUUGGUGGACUAACAAUUUGGUUUUCCUCAUAAAGCCAUAUCAUGUGUGAAAGUGUUGUGGCAGCACGUUUCUUCUCUGAAUGUUGUAGCUCUCACCAAGGCUCUUCAACAGCAAUUUUAAAUCACUGUCAGCUGUCAAGAAGAGAUAGAGAAGAAUAUAUUUUUUGAAUGUUUUGUCAAUUGAAGGAAAGAGAACAGGAUUGCUACUAGCAAAGAUGCCUAAUCACCUUCUGGUAGAACCUCUCCCUUAUAAAUUAGUUCAGUUGAUUUUUUAAUAACAGAUGAAUUAACUUUUAGGUAAUGAGGGAAAUGGCCAGUUUAUUUGGAAUGAGGAUCAAUAUUUUAUUUCUUUGCAUUCUGAUUGAGACAGGGAGGAGAAAAGGGAAAACUGAGGGUUUACUCAUGUUUUAAGAUGAGGACUGAUGACAGCUGUGCUUAUAUAUGUCAUUCAGUUGAACUAUGGAUGAUUUUUCAUUUCUAUUCUCAUCUUGUUACUAGUUGUGUGUGUGCUGUAUAUGGAAACAUAGAAGCAAUAAAAUAUUUUUAAAUCAGUUUCUCUAAA
Molecule: messenger RNA, 4689 nt
Organism: Columba livia (rock pigeon)
Lineage: Eukaryota; Metazoa; Chordata; Aves; Columbiformes; Columbidae
Gene: NXPE3
Product: neurexophilin and PC-esterase domain family member 3
Exons: 7
Coding region: 305-1990 (561 amino acids)
Source: RefSeq, a predicted model, not a curated record